GUGUCUCCCGGCGCCCGAGCGAGACCCGCAGGCGAGGCAGCGCCGCGCGAGCGACCCAGGCGGCCCGACAUGCUCAACUUCGGCGCUUCCCUUCAGCAGGCUACGGAGGAGAGAAUGGAGGUGAUUUCCGACAGGGCCAGAGAGAGCGGGUACUGCUGGAACAAGGCCCCGGAGAAGAGCGACUUCGAGGCGGUGGAGGCGCUCAUGUCCAUGAGCUGCAGCUGGAAGUCGGACUUCAAGAAAUACCUGGAGCACCGGCCGGUGACUCCGGCGUCUGAUCUGUCGGAGGAGGAGAACCUGCUCCCCACCACUCCGGACUUCCACACCAUCCCGGCAUUUUGUUUGACCCCACCUUACAGCCCCUCAGACUUCGAGCCCUCGCAGGUGUCCACUCUGGUGGCACCGGCGCCACCUGCUGGACACUUCAGACCCCUCUCGGAUAGCGCCAAGCCGCACGCGGCCCCUGCCGCGGUGCCUGUCAAGGAGGAAGACCAGAACCCUGCCUCCCUCCCCAAGCCCCCCAAGGCUCAGGCCACCAGCGUGAUCCGCCACACGGCGGACGCCCAGCUCUGCAACCACCGAUCCUGUCCGGUAAAAGCAGCCGGCACCCUCCACUGCCAGGACAGCUCCUUGCGGAGGAGACCCCACCUGCCAGCCGAAGCCUCGAGGAGGAACGUACCAUGCGCGACUGUGUCGCCUAACAGGUCUGCGUGUGAGCCGAGCACCCCGACAGAAGCAGAGGCCAGUGAGAAAGCCCCGGCUCCACUCUGUGACUUUUCUGUGCCUUCCUCACAGACGGUCAUCUGCAGGCCCCAACCAGCCCCCGUGUCCCAACCACAGAAGUCGGUGUUGGUCUCUCCACCCACAGUCUCCCCAGGGGGUGUGCCACCCAUGCCAGUCAUCUGCCAGAUGGUUCCCCUUCCCGCCAGCAACCCUGUGGUGACAACAGUCAUGCCCAGCACUCCAGCCAGCCAGCCACCAGCUGUGUGCCCACCUGUCGUGUUCAUGGGGGCUCAGGUGCCCAAAGGGGCUGUCAUGUUUGUCGUGCCCCAACCAGUGGUGCAGAGCCCCAAGCCAGCCGUGGUGAGCCCUCAUGGUACCAGACUGUCUCCCAUUGCCCCAGCUCCAGGCUUUUCCCCUUCGGCAGCCAAAGUCACGCCUCAGAUCGACUCAUCCCGCAUCAGAAGUCACAUCUGUAGUCACCCGGGAUGCGGCAAGACCUACUUUAAGAGUUCGCAUCUGAAGGCCCACAUGAGGACGCACACAGGGGAGAAGCCAUUCAGCUGCAGCUGGAAGGGCUGCGAGAGGAGGUUCGCCCGCUCCGACGAGCUCUCCAGGCACCGGCGCACCCACACUGGUGAGAAGAAAUUCGCCUGCCCCAUGUGUGAGCGGCGGUUCAUGAGGAGCGACCACUUGACCAAGCACGCCCGCCGCCACCUGUCGGCCAAAAAGCUCCCCAACUGGCAGAUGGAAGUGAGCAAGCUCAACGACAUUGCUCUCCCACCAGCACCAGCCCCCGCGCAGUGAAGGCCGUAGCCGUAGGGAUUGGGACUGACUUUAGUCACGGCCAGGAGCCCAUGGUGGCAUGGAAAUGGUGCAUGCUACCGGGUCGGGACCCUCCUGCGAGGGCUGCCAAGUGGUGCAGCCCCGUUGCCGCCAUCUGGGCGAGGGCCCGGCCUGGGCCACAGGAGGUCACAGAAGGGCAGGUUUCAUUUCUUUUCAGGCGAGAGAGAGAGACAGGAGAAGCUUUUAUUCCUCUGAACAUUUCUCGAAGGUUCCAGAGGAUGUCAACACAGGUAGCACAGAUCCAGAGUUUGUGUGCACAUUGGUUACUUUCCUUUUGCUGUAGCUACUUGAGACCAACUUUUCAAUGUGAUUUCUUCUCAAGCACUGGUUUCAAGAACUUACGGUACAGAUGUGGAGAGAUGAGGUCGGUUUGCAUUAUUCCAGAGAGUGUCGUUUUUUUCCUAGAGACCUUGUUUACUACUUCUAGUCUUUGCAGCCAACUUCAUGGAUGUAAUUAUUGAAAUACAUCUGCAGCUAUUGUUUUUACACUAUAGUUGAUACUUGUAUUUGGUUGACUGUAUAUCACUCACGAGGGCCCGGAGAAGCGGAAUCCUCACUAAUUUAAUUGCUUUUGAAGUGUGUAGCUCCCCUUCCCCCUCCCCUCGUUUUUGUUUUGAAAGUUUCAGAGAUGAUUAUAUCUAGGCGUUUUAUUAUGCUUUGAUCUUUAGUUUGCCUGCAGUUCUUGUGUAGAUCUUGAAAAUUGUACACCAAUGUGUUUUCUCUAGACUCUAAGAUAAACUGCACUUUGUUUAGGGGGAAAAAAUUGAAGAUGAAAGUGUAUAUCAUAAAGAAGGGGUAUCAAGGGCUGUAGAUAACUCCUCAAAACAGUCGGUCUGUGUCCUCAGUAAGGACCUCGUGCCACAAGGAUAAACGGGCGUGUGUGGCUCGUGAGAGUGCAAGGGGACACCACUCGCAGACGGGCACAUGGCGUCCUGCUGGCUCAGUGGCAUUCUCAGAGGAUGUGGAACUAGAUAGGGGAAAAAAAAUGACUUAGAACAUUCACUUUUGUUAACAGUAUUUCUGUUCUGUUGUAUAGUGGAUGACGCACACAGUGCUAAUACAAACGUUUAAAAUGCGUAGUGAAAAAUAUGACCAUCUUCCCACACACCGGGUGUAGAUUCCUAACAGGAAAACUUGCACUCUUUGGGAAACAGUCUCUUAAAAGCAAAACAAAAAAAUCCUUGUGACUUAAAAAUUUGCACUUCUUUUGUUGUACUUUGUAUCUUGUUUACAAUAAAUUUUUUCUUUGGUA
Molecule: messenger RNA, 2818 nt
Organism: Ochotona curzoniae (black-lipped pika)
Lineage: Eukaryota; Metazoa; Chordata; Mammalia; Lagomorpha; Ochotonidae
Gene: KLF10
Product: Kruppel like factor 10
Exons: 4
Coding region: 70-1527 (485 amino acids)
Biological process (GO): regulation of transcription by RNA polymerase II
Molecular function (GO): DNA-binding transcription factor activity, RNA polymerase II-specific; RNA polymerase II cis-regulatory region sequence-specific DNA binding
Source: RefSeq, a predicted model, not a curated record